Messenger RNA from Girardinichthys multiradiatus, 2056 nucleotides. RefSeq names its product lymphocyte antigen 6G-like. The coding region runs from base 83 to 391 and encodes 102 amino acids. The record is from RefSeq and is a predicted model, not a curated record. The transcript has 3 exons. Lineage: Eukaryota; Metazoa; Chordata; Actinopteri; Cyprinodontiformes; Goodeidae.
UGGAAAGGGGCUUUGUCAGCAAAAGCAACUGAAAGGAGAAAACAUUGAAAGAGAAGGUUAUUGCUUCAGACGGCUAAAGUUCAUGAUGCAGCUUUACGGAGCUCUGGUCCUGUUUCUAACUUUCUCUACUGCAUGUGGACUGAGAUGCUACUCAUGUACAGCAGCUGAUCCUGAGUCCUGCACAGACACCAAAGCUUGUUCUGUUUUAUUUAACCGAUGUUAUUCUGUCAAGCUAGGUUUGAAUGUGGUUAACAAGGGCUGCCUGGCCAGCCCAGCAUGCAUUGCACCUAUAACUUGCUGUGAAGGGGACUUGUGCAACGGUGCCGUACCAACUGGCCCCAGUGUUGUGCUGCUGCUGCUGUCUUCAGGCCUUGUUACACUCUUUUUUUAAAGCUUUGAAAUUGUGGUUCUGGUGUGCUUUAAGAGCUGCAUCCAAAUUCAGGGGGUGCUUCUUCUAAGGACCCGGUCCACAUAGACUCCCUGAAUUGAGUGGUCAAAGAUGCAGUGACUCUCUUAAGGUCUCUUAAGGUGACAACAAACAUGCUGUCAAGAAAACAUUUUUACUCUUAAUGUAAAACAUAUUUGAUCGGACAGAUAUAAGGAGCUUUAAUAAUAAUUAAAUCUAAAAAAUUGCUUACUUGUUUAUUUGAAGGAUUACUUAUUAUACACUUUUGUUUUCCAUGAUCUAGUCCUAUUUUAUGUGAUCUCUCGACACACUUUACAUAUUCACAGAUCAACCAGCAAGCUAUUCUUAUAUUAAAAAUAAAUUAUGCAAAAAACCAGGCUGUUUUAGCAGCCAUGCAAAUCUAUUAAAUUUUUACCUCUUAGUAUACUGAUCUGCUUAAGUCAUAUGUUGUUUUUGUGAUCAUUUUAAUGAUUCUUGUUUUUCCAUCCUUUUAAAUAUUUUAUUUUGGUUAAGAUUCUCUUUUGAGUUUCACUUGAAUGUAUUUUUUUUUUUUCUGUAAACCGUGUAUCCUGUUUUAUUUUUUGACUGUUGCUUUCUUUUUGGGGACGAUUUCAUGCAGUACAUCUGGUUCUUCAUCAGCUGCACUGAAAUAUUCUCUUGUACAAAGUGAGGUUAAACAGAACUGAAAAAUUUCAUGCAUACAAGAUUCUCUCAAUAGAGCAAAAUCCAUUUAUUUAAAAGUUCUAUAUAAACCUUUUCAUAUUUUGUCUCGUUGCAACCUCAAACUUAAAUGAAAUUUUAUUGAGACUGUAUUUGUAGACCAACACAAAGUACUGCAUAUUUGUGCAGUUAAAAAUGAUACAUUCAGAUUUUUCUUUUACAUAUACAAGCCUGAAAAGCAUUUAUAUCUUGCUCCCUUUGCUCUGAUACCCCUAAAUAACAUUCUGUGCAACCAAAUACCUUUAGAAGUCACCUAAUUAGUUACAUAGUCCAUCUGUAAUCUGAUCUCAGUACAAAUACAGCUAUUCUGUGUAGGCCACAGGUUUAUUAGAUGAUAUUAGUGAACAAAAACCAUCACGAAGACCAAGAAACACAGCAGACAGGUCAGGGACAACAUUCUAGAAGUUUUGGAAGAAGGUGCUCUGGUCAGAUGAGACCAAAAUCGAACCAUUUGGUCUUAACAAAUGAAAUGUUAUUUGUUGAGCUGAGCUUCUGGCUGAGUGUAGGUCUGGGUGUGUCUCCCACCCUGGUGGCAGCAGCCUGUUUUCUCCAGGUGGAGAUGAUUAAAUGAAUUGUUUGGCGGUACUCUCUAACACAUGAGCUGCUGACUGUGUGAGAGAGGUGCUGGAAAAUGGACACUGCAGUACUGAGAAAGCUUGUUUCAAGGAAAAGAAGGAGCCGGUGAGCUGCAGACUGUACUUGAAUAUAUGUAGAAACUGAUAUUUAAUGCUUUAAAUAUAUUUGUUUGAUUUUUUGGUGUUUAAUUUGGGAUGUUAUACUUAGUUCAAGAAUAAUUUAUAAUCAAUUAAAGGGCUAAUUAUUUUGAUCAUAGUUAAAUUUUGAUUAACCCUUUUGUGUUUUCUUUGUGUUUAAGGUUUUUCACCUAUUGUGACCACCUGUGAACUUUAAAAAUAAAGGAAAGAAAGAAAA